Paramormyrops kingsleyae is the source of this 2212-nucleotide messenger RNA. RefSeq names its product CD9 antigen-like. The record is from RefSeq and is a predicted model, not a curated record. Gene Ontology annotation, cellular component: plasma membrane. NCBI's taxonomy places the organism in Eukaryota, Metazoa, Chordata, Actinopteri, Osteoglossiformes, Mormyridae.
GAUUUUGUUAAAAAACGCCCGUCGCUCUCCUCUGCUCAGCCUGCUUGCGAGUCGUGUUUUCUCUGUUAGAGAUCAGUGGAAACUAUCAUAUAUUGAACUUAUUCAUCUUUCAUUUAAAAAGAAAGAACCAAGUGGUAAAUCGAGUAAGAUGGGGAAAGUUCGAGGCGGAAUGAAAUGCGUUAAAUAUCUCCUCUUUUUAUUCAACUUUAUAUUUUGGAUGAUCGGCUCACUGGUGUUGGCGGUUGGACUGUGGUUGAGGUUUGACUCGAAUAUCACCUCACUGCUGAACAUAGAGGGCGCUCCCCAUACCUUCUACUUUGGCGUUUAUAUCCUGAUUGGCGCCGGGGCUCUGAUGAUGCUGGUGGGCUUCUUUGGAUGCUGUGGCGCCGUCCGCGAGUCCCAGUGCCUCCUGGGCUCUUUCUUCUCCUGUCUCCUGGUCAUCUUCGGCGCGGAGAUCGCCGCUGGCGUGUUCGGGUUUUUAAACAAGGACACGAUAGUGAAGGAGAUUCAGGAAUUUCACACCAAAAACAAUGAAACCACGAAGUUAUGUUGCAGUUUGAUAUCCAGUAAUGAGUGCAACGACAAAGAGGCCUGUAAAACAGCCAUCGGCACCUUCUUCGGGAACAAGCUGCACAUCGUUGGCUACGUGGGGAUCGGCAUUGCUGGCGUCAUGAUCAUUGGCAUGAUCUUCAGCAUGGUCCUGUGCUGUGCGAUACGAAACAGCAGAGAGGUCUUCUAGACAUCUCCUUCCACCUGCCCCUCCCCACGUCCCCCGGAUCCCGGACACCAGAGCCACCAUAAACAACAUCUUCUCAGCUGGGUCGCCCCACCGGAGCCUGAUGAAGGAUUUGCGGGGGGGGGGGGGGGGCGCUCCCUGCUGCUUCAAAGCCCACGCAGGAAGACCACCUGCCCAAUUUCUAUCCUCUGCAGUUCCUCGACUUCCAUGCCACUGUUAGUGCGGUUUCUUGAUCCCUUUUCUGUUCCACGUCGACUCCAGUAUGUUCCCAGCCUGAGAAAGGGGUCGUAACUCGCUGUUACUUAUUACUCCAAUCCCCAGCCCUGGCCUGUUGCCCGCCUCAGCAUAGCCGGUCAUUUUCUAGCCGGUUCACCUGAGGCAUCUGUGCUAAAACGUGUAAAGCUGUUCUGUGGUGAGACUCAGUCUGCCUCUGUAAGCAGAGAAUCGCACUCAUACAGAUGCUCUGGCUAAGCUGAAGUAUGGCCGUUGUGUUAUUCCCGCGGUAAUAGCCCCACACCACCCUACCGGCGCCCCCUUCAGGAAUGCAGCUGUCCCACAGCCUGGCGCUUGAGAGUCACCCCCACCCGUGUGUCCACCUGGGACGAGCAUGGAAAAGUUUUUUUUUUGCCUCCAGCUAGCAUGUCCAGCCGGCUUCCAAUCGCUUUGGUCAGGCUCGGGAUCGAGGACAAAGCCCUGAUAUUUGCGUAGCAACGAGACCACAGAGCUGGUCCUCUUCAUCCCAACACACACAAUUUGUUUUUAUUAAUAUUAUUAUUAUUAUUCAGCCAUAACUCUGGAGUGUACUGUAUAGACGGUAGUAUGUUUAGACUUGGUAAUGUUAUUUUUUAUCUUUUAUUUGUUUAAUGUGCCUUUUUUAUGAAAAAAUGUCGAGUUCUGAUGUCAUAAAAGGGAGACUAAAAUGUAAUACUGUGCCUGAAGGCUCAGGUGUCUGAGAACUGGCAGAAGGCCAGUGUGGGGGACGGACGCUGUGAAUGCAGCCUGCGACGGACGCGCCGCAGUCAGAGCGGCCUGCUGAACCUUCCUGACUGUACCUCCGCCGACCCCGUGGCCCCCGGCUGCAUUCACGCCUCGCUUUAAGGCUUCUGUUUUCACGUCACUGAGGUGUGGGAUGUACCAAGGUGCUGGGGAGGGAUUUAAGCAAUAACUGGGACUGGUCACCAGCAGAUCUUGGGCCCUGGUCACAGCACUGUGAGGCAAAAGCACUUCAGGUUCCACGUGUGCAGUGUUUGCUGCCCUCUGCCUUUGCUCUCCACUUCUGAAUGUGAAAGCGUUCCUGCUUUAAAGAUUACUUUGAUUGCUUCUUUUUGUAUAAAUGAAAAUUUAAGAGUUUGUAGUACUGUAAAGUGUAUUGUAGAUUUGAUGGACCUUGUGUUUAAUUUAUUUAAUGGCUGGUUUCAUUUGAGAAUAUUAAAGGACAUUAAAGCUUCUCAGGAAGACACUCGUGCAAAGAUUGAA